Messenger RNA from Salvia miltiorrhiza (redroot sage), 1241 nucleotides. RefSeq names its product translocon-associated protein subunit alpha-like. Lineage: Eukaryota; Viridiplantae; Streptophyta; Magnoliopsida; Lamiales; Lamiaceae. The record is from RefSeq and is a predicted model, not a curated record. Gene Ontology annotation, cellular component: endoplasmic reticulum membrane; endoplasmic reticulum. The transcript is spliced from 8 exons. The coding region runs from base 146 to 913 and encodes 255 amino acids.
UACUUUUAUCUGGCUUAAAAACUGAUUUCCCCGUUUUGGCCUUUUCAUUAGUGUUUACUACAGGCGUUAAAAAGUUCAAUUUCAGCUGCCUUCACUCAAAACGGUUCCUUUUCUCUUUAGUGUUCGGACAGGUAAAGAAUCGAAAAUGACAAUUAGGGUUUUUCUGAUCCUAACUCUAUUACUAUUCUCCUCCUCUUUUAUGCAAAUUGCAAGAUGUGAACUGGAUCCUGAUGCGGAUGCUGAUUCCCGUGAGGAUGGAGGGGAUCUUGGGACUGUUGGUGAUGAUAUCCAAGAUUUUAGUGGAGGAAGCUUUAGUCCAGCUGCAGGGGUGGAAACCAUAUGUGUUUUCCCCAAAAAUCCCUCAAAAUCUAUAGCAGCAGGAGAAGAAAGUGAACUUCUUGUUGGAAUUGGAAAUGGGGGAGAAUCAAGCAUAAAUGUUAUUGCAAUCCAAGCCACUGUUUAUCUUCCUUUUGAUCACCGUUACUUGAUUCAAAAUCUUUCGGCCCAGGCUUUUAACAACGCAUCUGUUCCUCCGUCAGCUCAGGCAACUUUUCCGUAUAUUUUUGCUGUUAGCAAGUUCUUACAGUCUGGUGAAUAUGAUCUUGUUGGAACUAUUGUUUAUGAGAUCGAUCAAAACCCUUACCAGAGUACCUUCUACAAUGGAACAAUUGAGGUUACUGAAGUAGGCGGGCUGCUGAGUGUUGAGUCAGUGUUCUUGUUUUGUCUUGCUGUAGCCCUCCUUGGUCUUCUUGGGAUCUGGAUACGUGGCCAAAUUCAGAAUUUCUCAAAGAAAACCAAGAGGGUUGCAAAGGUCGAAGUUGGAACAGGGACAACUGAUGCCGAUAUGGAUGAGUGGCUGCAGGGCACUGCGUAUACACAAUCUCAGUCGAACAAAUCAAAGAAGAAGAAGUAGACAACAGUUGAGUGGAGACCGUGAUUCUUGUAACAAAGCUUAGUGAUUCGACAUACAAGGAAAAUCAGGGGGAGGAGGUGAAGUCGUUCGUCAAUUAAAAGAGUUAGUAUAGGAAGGACUUACCUCGCUGUUGUAGCAUGAGGGAAAAACUACUACAUUUUCCUUUUCUUUUUAAAAGUUUUAACCAAUUUAUUGCCAAGCUGACUUAGAGUGAACUCGAGAAAGGUGGCGGGUUUUUGCAUGAGAUUGGGUAGUGAUUAUUUUCAUUUUCAAUUUAAGUUAAUCACAUUAGUGAACACUACACAAGAAAGAAACAUUUCGGUAUACA